This is a messenger RNA of Centropristis striata (black sea bass), 3408 nucleotides long. It is a transcript of the gene banp, whose product is annotated as BTG3 associated nuclear protein. Gene Ontology annotation, biological process: protein localization to nucleus; negative regulation of protein catabolic process. The transcript is spliced from 13 exons. The coding region runs from base 453 to 1994 and encodes 513 amino acids. Lineage: Eukaryota; Metazoa; Chordata; Actinopteri; Perciformes; Serranidae. Gene Ontology annotation, molecular function: DNA binding. The record is from RefSeq and is a predicted model, not a curated record.
GGGAUACCUGGACAGGUCUGAAGGUAGAGGCCUGACAAAGUGCAAUCCACUUCUCCAGGUUGGGGUUGGACACAUAGACCCCUUUCAAUGAAGAAAGCAUCGUUGCUAUAAGCACAGAAAAAAAAGUGCUGGAGCAUGAUGUGUACACAUGAUGCCCCCUUCACAUUUCUGACUGCCCCCUCAUAUAUGCCUGCCUAGAACCGGUCCUGGUGCGUGGUACUUUUACUGUGCUGGCGAGCGGCGACAUACUGCUACCAUUAAGCCCGAGUCCCUGUGAAUGAGUGAGGAAGAACCAUAGAUAUAUAUAUAUCACAUAGAUAUCUAUGGGAGGAACCUUCAGCCCCGCACGAGAGGAACAAACGAAAGCAAGGGCUCAUCUCUCGCGAGGAACGGCGCCGUUAUCGGAAUCCCUACAAACAACACGAGAAUUCAUCAUUCACACGUUGUGAAAAAUGUCUGAACAAGAGUUGGAUGAAAUUGUGCAAAUAACAGUGGAGGACUUUCACCCAGAAGACCGAACUGACAUGCUAGAAAAUCAUGAAGACGAUGAAGAAAGGCACCAGAAGAAAAAGAGGAAAUUAAGCAACAGCCAGGAGAAUAACAACAUCAACAACCAAGACAUAUCUUUUAUUAAGAAUCUAUUGGUCUCCUUCACUGCGUCAAUAACCCAGCGACUUGAGGGAAUUGAAUCAAAGUUAUAUUCUCUGGAUUCUACAUGCAAAGCCCUAGGACGCAAACUGGACAGCAUGGUGCCAUGUGCAAAAAGUCCGAUCCAGGUUCCUAUGGUUGCAGGGUCUCCGCAGGGGGCCACUCAAACUUGGAACAAAGUGCGAUGUGUUGUUCCACAAACAAAUGUGAUAGUGAGCAGUGAACACACAAAGGGCACGAGCCAAGAAGACACCCCUCUGGAGAAUCUGCUCAGCAACACAAUUACCAGGAAGCGGCAGAACACAAUCCUUGUAAAGGUGCCGGGCCCUGAUGAGAGUCAAGAAGAACAAGACAGCGGCUCAGAGGCCAGUGACACUGUUUCUAAUGGUGGCCAUUCCAGCAACGCGCAAAAUGGCCCAAAUGUCACACUAAUCACACUCAAUUCAGAAGAUGAUUACCCGACAGGCACCUGGUUGGGAGAUGAGAACAACCCUGAGAUGCGAGUUCGUUGCCCAGUGUCUCCAGCUGACAUGCUCCAUAUCACCACAAACUGCCGCACAGCAGAGAAAAUGGCACUGACGCUGUUAGACUACCUUUUCCAUCGGGAAGUCCAGGCCAUGUCAAACCUCUCUGGCCAGGGCAGACAUGGCAAGAAGCAGCUCGACCCGCUCAUGAUCUAUGGCAUCCGCUGCCAUUUGUUCCACAAAUUUGGCAUAACAGAGUCAGACUGGUACCGCAUCAAGCAAAGCAUCGACUCAAAGUGUCGCACCGCCUGGAGGCGCAAGCAGCGCGGCCAGAGUCUGGCUGUCAAGAGCUUCUCCAAACGCACACCUCGCAGCACAACUGCAGAGACAGGAAUAUCAGAAGAAACGGGACACAUUGAGGCUGCCACCCAGCAGACCUUGCACUACACACUGGCCAAUCAACAAGUCCAGUUCCACCGUAUUGGCGAGGAUGGACAAGUUCAGGUGAUUCCACAGGGUCAGUUGCACAUUGCCCAGGUGCCACAAGGAGAGGAGGUGCAGAUCACACAAGACAGUGAGGGAAAUCUCCAGAUCCAUCAGGUACAUGUUGGUCAGGAUGGACAGGUGCUGCGUGGGGCUCAGCUCAUAGCAGUGGCAUCAGCUGAUGGCGGGGCCACAGCAGUAGAGGGCUCCCCCCUCCCUCCUGACAUCCAAGUACAGUACGUCCAACUAGCCCCCGUUGCAGAUCACACAGCUGCCGUACAGGCGGCUGAGCUGGCCCCGGCCCUGCAGGCGGACAUGGAGGUUAAAGAGGCCAUCCAGGGUGCCAUCCAGGGAGAGAACGGCGAAGUGGUCCAGAUUGUCACCUCUGUGGCCACUUGAGAGGCCUGUCUAGUUCAACACUGCCCAUAACUCUCCUCCACAGCAUGGCCUGACGAAUCCCAGAGGUCGACAAAUGCACACAGUCUGACGAGCAAUAAAGUCAGCGAGCAUUUUUAAUCAAUAUGAACGUGACUGCUGAAACACAGGGAAGCAUUUUUAUUUAUUUAUUUUUUUGUUUUCCCCUGCAAACUCCGCAGUUCAUUGCCAACCAGAUGUCUCAAUGUGGAAAUAUUCACAGAGAACUUGAAAAGACCAUGAUACUCCAAAAUCAACUGUGGUCUUUCUGGUGUUUUCAUCACCAGAAGGACCUGGCCCACCACAGAAUACACAGUGGGAUUAUUGUCUAUCCAGGGAGGAUGCUGCUUAUGCAGACCAUCACCCUGCCACUUCAUCAGCACACACGCUUGUUUACAUCAACUUUGGAAAAUUGUGGAGUUAUUUGGAGUUAAGCCGCUUGGCUAACCCCGAAACCCCCAUGAGGGUUUGUAAAACCCCUGAAUCCCACCUCAAACAACCAGUACUGUGCUCCUUUUCUCGUCAUUUCUUGUCAUGGUGGACUGCAGUGGAAAGUAGAUUUAGCUGAGCACAGCUCUUGGUUGUGAUUAAUUUGGUUUCCUGUCACUAGCCAUGAUUCGGUCCAUACUGUGUCUCCCGGCUGUGAGCCCCGCCUUCCUCUACUUUGGUCUUCUUGGUCAUAUUGCUUUAGCUGCACAGCUUUGUUUGUUUGUUUGAUUUAUCUAAUUGUAACAUGCUGGAAUUUUGGGGGGAGCUUUAAUUUUGGAGGUAGAAGACCAUGAAAUAGAAGAGAUGGUGCCAGUGGUAGACAGUACAAGUUGCUUGUAGAAUACCAAGAAAACCUUGAAGUUGUUUAUUCCCCCCAGUUUUGUCUCUGUGAAAGAUACAUUCAUGUGAAUAAAACAUGUUUGUGGUUGCCAUAAAAGCGUGUUUUUAUUUUGGUUUCUCUGUAUUUUCUCUUUAUUUCCAUCAACCGUGGUCAUCAAAAUGGCUUCAAACAUUUCAGAAGACAUGAAUUUGCUUUCAUCCACUGCAAACAGACAGUUGAAGAGAGUGUGAAAUGAUAGUUUGGUUUUGAGGUCUUGUUUCAUGUUAAGCUUAUAAUAUUUACUAUUUUUGAAGUAAAUAUGUAUCAUGUCAACUUAAAUAACCAUAUGAUUAGGCUACUGUAUUGUCAGCAAUGCUGACAAAAUAAACUUUUAAGCUAAGGUUUUUGUCAAAUAUGUUUUAAUUAUAGCAGUGUCUGAACUGUAAUUACAUUUCUUUAAACUCCACUCUCUGUCACUGCAUGGUUCUGAUUUCAUGUCAGUGAAGACACAGAAUAUGUGUUGUGUUGUGUUGGACUGAUGCUCCACUAAUGACGAAUAUCUGCAGUCAGCAAUAAAAGAGAUAAGCGAGA